This is a messenger RNA of Meira miltonrushii, 1067 nucleotides long. RefSeq names its product putative manganese superoxide dismutase precursor. Gene Ontology annotation, cellular component: mitochondrion. The coding region runs from base 35 to 658 and encodes 207 amino acids. Gene Ontology annotation, molecular function: superoxide dismutase activity; metal ion binding. The record is from RefSeq and is a predicted model, not a curated record. NCBI's taxonomy places the organism in Eukaryota, Fungi, Basidiomycota, Exobasidiomycetes, Exobasidiales, Brachybasidiaceae. Gene Ontology annotation, biological process: superoxide metabolic process. The transcript has a single exon.
CUAUCAUCUUACUGCUAGAUAAUAAUCAAUCAUAAUGGCCGCCGCAAACGAACACACUCUUCCUCAAUUGCCAUAUGCAUACAAUGCAUUGGAGCCUGCCAUCAGUGCUCAAAUUAUGGAAAUCCAUCAUUCAAAGCAUCAUCAAGCUUACGUCAACGGUUUAAAUGCCGCCGAAAAGGCAUACGCUCAAGCAGCUCAAUCAGCUGACGUUCGUAAACAAAUCGAAUUGCAAUCAGCCAUCAAAUUCAACGGUGGUGGUCAUUUGAACCACUCCUUGUUCUGGAAAAAUUUGGCACCUCAAAAAGAAGGUGGAGGUCAAUUGAAAGACGGACCUUUGAAACAAGCAAUCGAUAAAGAUUUUGGCGGAUUGGACAAACUCAAAGAACACUUUAACAAAACUACAGCUGCCAUCCAAGGAUCCGGUUGGGGCUGGGUCGGUUAUAACUCUUUCAACCAACGUUUGGAAGUCGUCACCGCAAAGGAUCAAGACCCACUCACAUCCCAUUACCCAAUCAUUGGUGUAGAUGUUUGGGAACAUGCAUACUACUUGCAAUACCAAAACUUGCGCCCUAAAUACCUUGAGGCUAUCUGGUCCGUUGUCAACUUCCAAGAAGCCGAAAAACGUUUCCAAGAAGCUCAAAAGAAAGCUCAACUUUGACUCGUUGAGAAUCAGAAAGCUAAAAUUUGAACACAUGUAGGGUUAAAAGAAUGAAAUGAGAUUGAAUUGCGAAAUAAUAGUAUGUCUACAUUUCUUCAACCAAAUCAUCGUCGAUCUUACCGAAAAUUCACUUGCCAGUUGUUGAAUCGGAUGAGAAGUCGUUGAAUCGGAUAAAGAUUUUUCGACGUUUUAGGGUGUUCUGUCCCAUCAUAUUCUCGAUUAAAGUCUUAGCAAUAUUCCUCAUUUGUUUUGCAUCAUGAUCGGGUGUCACUUUGAACGAUUUAGGAGAAUACGGUUCCAGAAUCACUUUGUUUUUGUACAUCUCCACCAACGUUUUCAGUAAUUCUUCACGUUCCUUUAAUCCGUUUUGUGCAUACCACUUAUUCAUCAUAAAUCCACGAAUUGCCAU